Molecule: messenger RNA, 2142 nt
Organism: Lacerta agilis (Sand lizard)
Lineage: Eukaryota; Metazoa; Chordata; Lepidosauria; Squamata; Lacertidae
Gene: ASPG
Product: asparaginase
Exons: 16
Coding region: 116-1897 (593 amino acids)
Biological process (GO): amino acid metabolic process
Molecular function (GO): protein binding; asparaginase activity
Source: RefSeq, a predicted model, not a curated record
CGAGCCCGGGAAUGGGGCGGCGCUUAUGAGCCGGUAUAUGGAUGCGCACGUUGCCCGUCUCUGACACCCGCUCGCCCUUUCGGCCAGGUAACGGCAUCUCUGAGGGGAGACCAUCAUGGCAGCAGAGGCAGCGCAGGCGGGCGGCUUUCUGGGCCGAGCCCUCUCGUCCACCGAGCCUGCUCCGGCCCUAGAGAUCGGCGGCGGCUGCGGGGCAAUGGCCGAGGCGCGGGUGCUGGUGAUCAACACGGGAGGGACCAUCGGGAUGGUGCUUCAGCCGGAGGGCCUUGCUCCUGAGGCUAACAUGCUAGCAGGGGCCCUGAAGAAGAUCCCAAUUCUUCACGAUGCAACAUAUGCCAAGGAAACUAAUAUGUAUUCCCGCCUUCACCUUGGAGAUGACACCUUGGUGCUUCCCAUUUCUAGACAAAAUAAAAGAAUUAUCUACACCAUCCUGGAACUUUCUCCACUGCUUGAUUCUUCAAACAUGACUCCGGCUGAAUGGGACAAGAUUGGCAGUCUUCUUGAGAUACACUACGAAAAGUAUGAUGGCUUUGUGAUCCUUCACGGCACAGACACAAUGGCCUAUACCGCCUCAGCAUUGUCCUUCAUGUGUGAGAACCUGGGUAAAACCAUUGUUCUGACAGGAUCUCAGGUACCCAUAUACGAACUGAGAAAUGAUGGUAGAGCCAAUCUGCUGGGGUCACUGCUCUUUGCUGGACAAUUUGUAAUCCCUGAGGUGUGCCUGUACUUUCAUAAUAAACUGUACAGGGGAAACCGGGUGACUAAGGUGGAUGCAGAGAGUUUCAAUGCCUUUUCCUCACCUAACCUGCCUUCACUUGCAAAUGCUGAGGUGGAUAUUAUAAUUAACUGGGAGACCGUUUGGAGGGCCAACACUACCAAGAAAUUUGCAAUCCACAAAAUGAAUUUUGAUCUACAUGUUGGCCUACUGAGAAUCUUCCCAGGGAUCACUGCUGAAGCGGUGAAGGGGUUUCUUCAGAGUCCAAUAAAAGGGAUUGUGCUUGAGACCUAUGGGAGUGGGAAUGCCCCCAAUAAUUGCCCUGCUUUGUUGGAAGAGUUGAAGAAAGCAACCGAUCGUGGUGUGGUGAUUCUGAAUUGCACCCAGUGUCUGCGAGGAAGUGUUUCUUUAGUCUAUGAAACAGGAAAGACCCUUAUGGACGCAGGUGUAAUUCCAGGAGGAGAUAUGACACCUGAAGCUGCUCUUACCAAGCUGGCCUAUGUCCUGAGCAAACCUGGUACCUUGGCUGAGAAGAGAGAGAUGGUGAAGGAGAAUCUGAGAGGAGAGAUGACUGUUGUACCCAUUGGAACCAAGAUCACCCUCAAAGAUAGCAAGUUUAUUCAAGAGAUUGCAAAAUACUUGUUUAUCAGCUGCAAGGAGGAGCUAGCAGCUGUUAGAGAUGCUUUGACUCCUCCUUUGGCCUGUGCAGCGGCAAAAAAUGGUGACAUCGAUGCCCUAACAGCCUUACAGAAUAUGGGUGGCAACUUGAGCUCUGAGGAUUAUGAUGGUCGCACACCUCUUCAUGUUGCAUCCUGUGAAGGUAAUUUGGAGAUAGUCAGACAUCUGCUGGAGUCUGGGGCAACUGUCUAUGCCAAAGACCGAUUUGGAGCUACUCCACUGCUGAAUGCUAUCAAGUUCAGGCACCAUGAUGUGAUCCGCUUGCUACGCACAACGGGAGCUCACCUUUCAAGCCAAGAGCUUGUGAAUGUUGGAACAGAACUCUGCAGUCUUGCUUUUAAUGGAGAUGUUGAAGGACUACAGGCCUGGCAUCUGGCUGGUGUGGAUCUCAAGCAGCCUGGUUAUGAUGGGAGCACUCCAUAUGCUGUGGCAAGAGCUGCAAAGCGUGUGAAAGUCAUGGAGUUUUUAUGUCAGCUGGAGGCCUAAUUUGAUACUUGGAGCUUCCCUCAGGCAAGAUGGGGAGGAAAGGCACACAUCGCUGCAAGCAACACAGAGAACAAUUGAAGAAUGCAAGCUUAUGCUCACUGUUUUUAGUAAAGAGAGUCUAUUUUCUUAUUUUUUUAAAAAAGAAGAAAGUAAUGCUUAGCAAAGGACAUUGCAAUACUUCAGAAUCGGUGCUCAUACUAGCCUAUUGAAUCAAUUUGUGUUUUCAGGAAGGAAUGUGUGAUGAU